Molecule: messenger RNA, 3488 nt
Organism: Trichoplusia ni (cabbage looper)
Lineage: Eukaryota; Metazoa; Arthropoda; Insecta; Lepidoptera; Noctuidae
Product: protein FAM76A
Exons: 8
Coding region: 182-1165 (327 amino acids)
Source: RefSeq, a predicted model, not a curated record
AGCUGACUGAUAUAAAUUGUAAAUGUAAUGUUUCGCCAUAUUUGAUAUUGGAAGCCAUUUUUUAAAUUAGUUGUUAUAUAUUUACGCGUCAGAAAAUUUAAUUGUUUUAAUUUAGUAAACCUAUUCCAAACAGUGUUAUUUCUUUAUUUACUGGUAUUUCUGUUAAUCGUUGUUAAUUACCAUGAGUAAUCCGGCACCAACACCGCUCUUUGCUUGUUCACGCUGUUUCUCAAGACACCCUUUCGAGGAAUUAUCAACUGGAGAACAACUUUGUAAGGAAUGUCGCGGAUCAUUCCCUGUCGUCAAGUGCACGUAUUGCCGUUCUGAAUUUCAACAAACAAGCAAAUCUAACACCUCUUCAAUCUGUAAGAAAUGUGAAGCUAAUGUAAAAGCUUAUGGGAAGCCAACGGCUUGUGAGUACUGCAACAUAAUUGCAGCAUUCAUUGGUAACAAAUGCCAGCGUUGUGCUAACUCUGAGCGUAAGUAUGGGCCUGCAGUUACAUGUGAGCAGUGCAAGCAGCGCUGUGCUUUUGACCGCCAUGAUGACAGUAAGAAGCAGGUUGAUGGCAAGCUCCUGUGCUGGCUGUGCACCCAGUCCCUCAAGAGGGCACUGGCUAGAACCAAACAACACAUGUCUUCAGUCGACAAACAUAAGCACAGGGCUCACAAGUCCAGAAGUCACAAGGAGAAACGCAAGUCCGACAUGAUGAAAUCUAUAAACUCGAAUGAUUCCUCUAUGAAUGACUCACAGCCAAUGGAGAAGAAACUUAAAAUGAACCCUUUGCAAGCAUCCUUCUACUUUGUAGGUGAAUUGGAUCCGAACAGCUCUGACCAUGUUGUAGCUAUGACUCAGCUUAAGGAGACUAUCGCGAGCUUGCAGAAGAAAGUGCAACAGAAAGAUAAUGAAUUACUUUCCAAAGAUAAAUUGAUCACGGAGCUUAAAGCCCAGCAUCUGAACAAUACACAGGACCUACGAAAUGAAAUGAAAAAUAAAGAGCGGCUCAAUGAGACAAAGUUCAAUCUAAUGAAUACAAAAAUACAGAAUCUUUUGAAGGAAGUCGCCACGCUCAGCAAGUCUGCCAAGAAGAACAAUAAGAAUACUAAAAUGGUCUUAGCUAACACAGAGAAUAGCGGCAGUGGUACCGACAGCCCGAGCACCAACUAGAAUAAUUACAAACACGAAUCAUUCAUUUCUAGUAAUAUUAACACAACAAAACAAUGGGAAAACUUUCCUCUUAUUUUUUUACUCUACAAAUGGUUUUAUUUGUAGAUUUUUUAUAUUAUAAGCGUAAGUAGAUUUCAAUUCGAUGACAUCCUACUUUUUAAUUUAUUGAAUGUUACGAAACAACCAUUUUACCCUAAAGUACAUUCGUGUUAAUUUAUCCUGUAGUUGACUAAUGUUACGUUUUAAAACUGAUGCGGGUCUCAAAGGUAUUAAAGUCUGUGAAUAAUCUGUGAGUUAUCAAAGAAGUGACGACAGUGUAAUGACAGAUUAUUUUUUGUAUAUUUUUCAUUCUUAACUUUCUGCAUUCUAGCUCACUUCCUCAUUAGGCGCCAAUCGUAACAUUUUGUUUGUAGCCACAAUGAAUACAUUAGCACAACCUAAUUUUAGGUGUAACUGUAUAGAUUUCUAAAGGUUUACAAAAUGUAUCAUAUCGCAUUUUUUUUUAUUUUUGUACUAUCACAAUCUUGUGUUAUUUAUUUUCAUCAAGUUGUACAGUUUUGUAACAGAUGUGUGUAUACCUAAUAGGUAGAUCAGUUUGUAUUCACGAAUACAUCAAAUAAAUGUUGGUAUACAUUUUAUGUAUGUGAAAGUUUAAUAGUGUGUAAAGUAUGAUAAUACAGAACUGUUUGUGUCUCUUGUAUGUUAUUUUAGCGACGAAUGACAGUCCGACAUUGGGAUUGAGGUUGAUAUAAUUCUGAAUUAAAGUAUUAAUUUUACAUUAUUUAGGUAUCUUAGCGACAAUCGAGGAAUUUGACAAAUUGUAUUGAAUUGUAACAUCCACCUCUUUCUUCAUAAAGUGCGUACUAAUUGCCUAAUGUAUUCAAUGUGUAUUGAACAAUUCGUGUGAAAUCUGUCUCACCAACAUUUGACAAUGUGUACGUAUCUUAUUGUGAUCAAUAGUCGGACUGACUAUAAUCUAUCAUAUCAGUGUUAACAAUAAUUUUGAUUUGUGUAUGCUGUUUGAUUAGAAUUCUCUGAAUGUGUGUGAAAUUGUAAUAGAAGUAAAUAGAAUUAAAUAAUAUUGAAUGCGAUACAGGUAUGUACAGAAUAUUGAUCAAGAUCAUUGCAGUGUAUUUAAAUCAUUUAGAAUUAACAAAUAGCAGGUUCGAAUCAGUGCUAUUUGGGUGCUUGUGAACUGCAAACAAAAAAAAAUGAUAUACAAUUUUGUGGCAGAAUAGCUGUUGGCAGAAUAAAAAAAUGCAGGACAUAUGCACCAAUGUUAUUAUAAGGUAGUUAAGUAGAACAAUUUUUUUUCCGUCGCUAUUAUGAGCGAAAGCUUUUUACUUAAUAUGAGAUACAGGGACCGAACCCUGUAUGUAACGUUUUUAAUUUUAUAGCAAACAAUUAUUGUGAAUUGUUUUUCUGGCCAAUUUGAGGCAAUGAAACCAACAGAAAAAAAAUAAUUACAAUAGGUAGGAUUUCUUUCGAAUGUUAUAAGUGUACCUUUUUCUUUUGCGUUCAAUGCAAUGUGAUCUAUAUUUCAAUGUGACCCACGGGCGAUAAAUACUGUUAAGUUAAUUUAAUUGUAUUGUCACGAUAGCUCAGAAACUCUUAUAAGUAAACUAAAUCUAAAUUACAUACACGGCUAUCUUUGUUGAUAUGUUGCGCGAGAAAAGGACGGCUAUAGUUAGUCGUUAUGUGUUGCCAUACUUUCAGACCCGAAAUCGUUUUCGUUUCCAACAUUACUUUUUAAAAAUGCCUUCAUUACAAAAUUGAGCAUGUAUUAGAACAUAUUAUAAAGGCGAAUAGAAAUAAAUGUGUUAUCAUUAUUUUAUGUGAAGUCUGUAUGAAUACUGAUAAAAUCGCAUCAAUAUCCGAUACCUUUAUAUAAUAGUCUUCCUCAUAUUAUGUCUAUUAUUUCGCUAUGUAUAAAUUAUUUGAAACAAAAGCUUAAAAUUUUCUUUAUAAAACUCCUCGGUAAAUUAAACAUUAAAAUGUUAUAACGAUUAAUUAUUGACGAACAUAGAUAGGGGGCGCGUCUUAGUUCCGUAAAACAUGAUUAAAACGGAACACUUAUUUAUUUGUUGCAGAUUGAAUCAUCACGUGAUAAAUUACCGUUUAUAAGUUAAAAUGUUCAUAAUUGUAUAUUGUCACGUGAAACUUAGAGUUAAGAAUAGAUGUAACACAAAAUCAUUCGCAAAAAUAUUCGUGUUGCAACAAUGAAGAAAUUUCUUGACGCUGUGGAACAAAUAUUCCAAUUAUGACCUGAGAAAAAUAAGUAUACUUGUUAGUGGAAAAUAAAUGAAAUAAAAUGUAAAAUCAA